Olea europaea var. sylvestris is the source of this 1331-nucleotide messenger RNA. RefSeq lists its product as uncharacterized. The coding region runs from base 185 to 1267 and encodes 360 amino acids. The record is from RefSeq and is a predicted model, not a curated record. Lineage: Eukaryota; Viridiplantae; Streptophyta; Magnoliopsida; Lamiales; Oleaceae. The transcript has 2 exons.
GUUAGUUUUUUAUUUUCCUUUUCCUUUUCCCUCCUCCUUUCAUUUCCUUUCUGCCCAUUAAACAAUGAAAGCAGAUUACCAAUCAUCCUUUCUCCUCCGUAGGAAACACUCAUCAUUGCUGCCAACGAUCCUUUUCAACCUUAGAAACUUGAGCUUCCAAGAUUGAUAUUCCCUUCCUAUUUCCAUGAUUCAUCCCCUUUUAGUUCUUCCCCACAAUUUAAAUACAACCCUCUUCACAACUUUUUUCCUCCCCCUUCUUCUUCAACUUCCACUUUGCUUCUUGUUUUCCCUCCUCCUUAUGAUGGAUCCUUUCUCUACCAACUCUGUCAAUGGCUUCUACAAUUUCUUGACUAGAGGAAUUGAUGAUCUUGAACGUGUCUUCUUAUCCAAUAACUUCAUGUCAAUUCAGUUUCUUCAAAGUGUUUUAUCCCUCUUACGAUCCUUCCAUACUCAGUUGACCCUUCUUGUUCAAAAACUCAGAUUGCCAGUGGGUGAAAAAUGGCUUGAUGAAUACAUGGAUGAAAGUUCAAAACUUUGGGAAGUUUGUCAUGUUCUUAAAACUGGGAUUUCAGGCAUGGAGAAUUACUAUUCCACUGGGAUCAGUAUAAUUUCUUCUCUUGACAGUCAUGGCCAUUUAAGCCCACAGCUUUCUCGUCAGGUUAUUCGGACUAUUUCGGGCUGUCGAAGAGAGGCUGUGGGAUUAGAGGAGGAAAACAGGUCCUUGAUGGAGACAAGAAUUGAGCCACUUUCAUUAAGGUUUGAUGAGAAAGUUUCUGUAGAAUCCAAACUCAAUGGAUUCAAUGGAUUCAGAGGAGUUCUUUAUGCUAUGAGAAAUGUUAGUUCACUUUUGCUCAUGAUAUUGCUCUAUGGAUUGGUUUAUUGCUGGCCCGAAUCAAAUUUUUCCAAUGGGGGAUAUGAAGGGUGCUUGUUCUUUGGAUCAGCCUUUAUGAUCUCCACUGCAAGAUUGCAACAGAGGGUAGCAUCUGAAAUCAAUCAGAUUUCGGGCCGGCCCGGAAUUCUUCUGUAUGAGUUUAGAAGAUCAAAAGUUGCCAUGGAUGAACUCAGGGGAGAACUUGAGAGAUGCUGUUCACAAGGAAUAGUAGAAUGGGAAUCUGAAGUUGGGAUUAGAGAACGAGUUGAAAAUUUGAAGGGUUGUUGUGGGAUUUUAAGGGCUGGAACUGAGAAUAUCAUCGGACAGCUUGAUGAUUUUUUUGAUGAAAUUGUUGAAGGGAGGAAGAAACUCUCAGAUUUCUGCAGCCAUAGGUAAAAAGAAUUCAAGAAUGUGACAGAUAAGAAAAAUGGAAUAUAACUAUUGAAAAUCAGUAGUUGAA